Messenger RNA from Hemicordylus capensis (graceful crag lizard), 12496 nucleotides. It is a transcript of the gene KCNMA1, whose product is annotated as potassium calcium-activated channel subfamily M alpha 1. Gene Ontology annotation, molecular function: large conductance calcium-activated potassium channel activity. The record is from RefSeq and is a predicted model, not a curated record. The transcript is spliced from 31 exons. The coding region runs from base 240 to 4232 and encodes 1330 amino acids. Gene Ontology annotation, biological process: potassium ion transport; transmembrane transport. Gene Ontology annotation, cellular component: postsynaptic membrane. Lineage: Eukaryota; Metazoa; Chordata; Lepidosauria; Squamata; Cordylidae.
GGCAACGCGGGCUGGGCUUGGGGCGCUUCGUUUCUUUCCGAGAAGAAGGCGCCGGGAACCUCGGGAGGGCGGCCCGAGCGCCCCCGUCGCCUGCCUGGACGUGAGCUGAGGCUGGGCUUGCGCGUCUCCUCUCCGAAGAGCAGCGCUAUGGCUGGGGAUGGGCUUGGUGGAGGGCGCUGGCGGCGGCAGCAGCGGGAGCUCUCCGGAGCCCCGGCGGCGCGCCUUGCCCGGUGUUAGCCAUGGCAAAUGGCAGCGGCGGAGGAGGAGGCGGCGGCGGCGGUGGCGGCGGCGGCUCCAGCGGCUCCAACAGCUACUACUCGGGAGGAGGCGGCGGCGGCAGCAGCAGCGGCGGCGGCAUUAAGAUGAGCAUCAGCGCCGGCAGCAACCUGAACACGGACUCCUCCUCGGCGUCCUCCAAGCCGCCCAACGCGCUCAUCAUCCCCAUGACCAUGGAGGUGCCCUGCGACAGCGGCCAGCGCAUGUGGUGGGCCUUCCUGGCCUCGUCCAUGGUCACCUUUUUCGGGGGACUCUUUAUUAUUCUGCUCUGGAGGACCCUCAAGUACUUGUGGACCGUCUGCUGCCACUGCGGGGGCAAGGAGAAGGAGGCCCAGAAAAUAAGUGAGCCUGCAGAGCCCCAGGCAGAUGGGGAAUUGAAACCCACAGAUGAGAAAGAGGAAACUGUGGCAGCAGAAGUGGGCUGGAUGACCUCUGUUAAAGACUGGGCAGGGGUGAUGAUUUCAGCCCAAACCUUAACUGGCAGAGUUCUUGUUGUCUUAGUCUUCGCUCUUAGUAUUGGUGCUCUUGUAAUAUACUUCAUAGAUUCGUCAAACCCAAUAGAAUCUUGCCAGAAUUUCUACAAAGAUUUCACGUUACAGAUAGACAUGGCUUUCAACGUGUUCUUCCUACUCUACUUUGGCCUGCGUUUCAUAGCUGCCAACGACAAACUGUGGUUUUGGCUGGAAGUAAACUCAGUGGUAGACUUCUUCACAGUCCCUCCAGUGUUUGUUUCAGUGUAUUUAAACAGAAGUUGGCUGGGUUUAAGGUUUUUACGAGCUCUUAGGCUGAUACAGUUCUCAGAAAUUUUGCAGUUUCUGAAUAUCCUUAAAACAAGUAAUUCCAUCAAGUUGGUGAAUCUGUGCUCUAUAUUUAUUAGCACAUGGCUGACAGCAGCUGGAUUUAUACAUUUGGUGGAGAACUCAGGGGAUCCAUGGGAAAACUUCAAAAAUAACCAAGCACUUACAUAUUGGGAAUGUGUUUAUUUACUAAUGGUUACUAUGUCCACUGUUGGUUAUGGAGAUGUUUAUGCAAAAACAACCCUUGGUCGCCUUUUCAUGGUCUUCUUCAUCCUCGGGGGAUUGGCCAUGUUUGCCAGCUACGUCCCUGAAAUCAUAGAGUUAAUAGGAAACCGCAAGAAAUAUGGUGGUUCCUAUAGUGCGGUUAGUGGAAGAAAGCACAUAGUUGUCUGUGGCCACAUAACAUUGGAAAGCGUGUCCAACUUCCUGAAGGACUUCCUGCACAAGGACAGGGAUGAUGUGAACGUAGAAAUUGUCUUUCUGCACAAUAUCUCUCCUAACCUUGAGUUGGAAGCUCUUUUUAAACGACACUUCACUCAGGUGGAAUUUUUUCAGGGUUCAGUUCUCAAUCCACAUGACCUGGCUAGAGUAAAGAUAGAGUCAGCAGACGCGUGCCUAAUCCUUGCCAACAAAUACUGCGCUGACCCAGAUGCUGAAGAUGCCUCCAAUAUUAUGAGAGUAAUUUCCAUAAAAAAUUAUCAUCCGAAAAUAAGAAUUAUCACCCAGAUGCUGGCAUAUCACAACAAGGCCCAUCUGCUAAAUAUCCCAAGCUGGAAUUGGAAAGAAGGGGAUGAUGCAAUUUGCCUUGCAGAGCUCAAGCUGGGUUUCAUGGCCCAGAGCUGCCUGGCACCAGGCCUAUCGACGAUGCUGGCCAACAUCUUCUCCAUGAGGUCAUAUAUAAAGAUUGAGGAGGAUACGUGGCAGAAAUACUACCUGGAAGGAGUUGCUUGUGAAAUGUAUACAGAGUAUCUUUCUAGUGCCUUUGUCGGUCUGUCCUUCCCUGCUGUUUGUGAACUGGUCUUUGCGAAACUAAAGCUCUUAAUGAUAGCCAUAGAAUACAAGUCAGAAAAACGGGAAAGCAGAAGCCGAAAGCGUAUAUUAAUCAAUCCGGGAAACCAUGUGAAGAUUCAAGAUGGUACUUUAGGAUUCUUCAUUGCAAGCGAUGCCAAAGAAGUAAAAAGGGCAUUUUUUUACUGCAAGGCCUGUCACGAUGACAUCACAGAUCCCAAAAGGAUAAAAAAAUGUGGCUGCAAACGACAAAUAAAGCAUGAAGCUAUGCAAAGUUACCCAAACUGCUCAGUUCAGUUCAAGAGUUCAAGUACGCAGGCAAUGGUUGGCACCAAGUCCACUGCUGGAAUCCAGGAACCAGUUCCGCUUGUUAAUAACCGUAAAGGAAGCCUCCUUCUACCCAACAACCCCUCGCUGCCGCACCUUAACUUGUUGGGCUCUUUUGAGCAAGGAAAAACUUCCUCUUAUAGAUUUCAAAGGGCAUUCGGCCUAUCUUCCAAAUGCCACCAUUACCAGAACAAAAAGCUGGGGUUGAACCAAGAGCUCCUCGAAGAUGAAGAGCCAACGACAUUGUCACCCAAAAAGAAGCAGCGAAAUGGAGGUAUGAGAAAUUCACCCAACUCCUCACCCAAGCUGAUGAGACAUGACCCCUUAUUAAUACCUGGCAAUGAACAAGUUGACAACAUGGACUGCAAUGUGAAAAGAUAUGACUCAACAGGAAUGUUUCAUUGGUGUCCAGCCAAGGAAAUUGACAAGGUUAUUUUGACUCGAAGUGAAGCGGCUAUGACAGUGUUAAGUGGCCAUGUGGUUUGUUGCAUUUUCGGGGAUGUGACAUCAGCACUGAUUGGAUUGAGAAAUUUUGUGAUGCCAUUAAGAGCCAGCAAUUUCCACUACCACGAACUCAAGCACAUUGUAUUUGUGGGCUCCCUUGAAUAUCUUAGAAGGGAAUGGGAGACAAUGCAUAACUUCCCCAAGGUCUCAAUCUUGCCUGGUACACCAUUAAGUCGAGCUGAUUUAAGGGCUGUCAACAUCAACCUCUGCGACAUGUGCGUCGUCCUGUCAGCCAAUCAGAAUAAUAUUGAUGAUACUUCGCUGCAGGACAAGGAAUGCAUCUUGGCGUCACUCAACAUCAAGUCUAUGCAGUUUGAUGACAGCAUUGGGGUCUUGCAGGCUAAUUCCCAAGGGUUUUCACCACCAGGAAUGGAGAGGUCAUCACCAGACAACAGCCCAGUGCAUUGCCUCCUACGUCAACCCUCCAUCACAACAGGGAAUGACAUUCCUAUUAUAACAGAAUUAGUGAAUGAUUCAAAUGUUCAGUUUUUGGACCAAGAUGAUGACGAUGAUCCUGAUACAGAACUGUAUCUCACACAGCCUUUUGCAUGUGGAACUGCAUUUGCAGUCAGUGUGUUGGAUUCUCUCAUGAGUGCGACAUACUUCAAUGACAAUAUUCUCACACUGAUACGUACAUUAGUAACCGGAGGAGCCACACCGGAGCUGGAGUCGCUGAUUGCUGAAGAGAAUGCAUUGAGAGGAGGCUACAGCACACCCCAGACACUUGCAAACAGGGACAGGUGCCGGGUGGCUCAGCUGGCAUUGCUAGAUGGGCCUUUUGCAGACCUUGGGGAUGGUGGUUGUUAUGGCGAUCUGUUUUGUAAAGCUUUGAAAACAUACAAUAUGCUUUGCUUUGGAAUAUACCGAUUGAGAGAUUUCAAUCAAAGCACACCCGGUGGAUGCACCAAGCGUUUUGUUAUAGCCAACCCAACCUACGAGUUCGAGCUUGUGCCGACAGACUGGAUCUUCUGUUUGAUGCAGUUUGACCACAAUGCUGGCCAGUCCCGGGCUAGUCUAUCCCACUCGUCCCAUUCCUCCUACACUUCUAGCAAGAAAAGUUCAUCGGUUCAUUCGAUCCCAGCAACCGCAAACCGACAGAAUCGCUCUAAGACCAGGGACUCCCGGGAAAAACAGAAUGCAACAAGGAUGAAUAGAAUGGGCCAAGCAGAAAAGAAAUGGUUUACAGAUGAGCCGGAUAAUGCCUAUCCCAGAAACAUUCAAAUCAAGCCCAUGAGUACACACAUGGCCAAUCAGAUCAAUCAGUAUAAAUCUACAAGCAGCUUGAUACCACCAAUCAGAGAAGUUGAAGAUGAAUGUUGACUCACAGAAGGCCAGAACUAUUUUUUUUUAAAAAAAGCCUGACAGACUUCAUGAAUGGUGAUGUGACAUUUAUUCCUCUUUCAUGCCGAACCACUGGUGGAAAAGGUUAAAGAAAGGCAAGUGUUUGCCAGAAAGUAAAUUAGACAGAUCUUUGUUUGUCUGCCUUUAAUAUUUGAUUCCAUGUAUUUUGGAAACUAUUUCAUUUAUUUUAAAAAAACAUAAUCAAAGCAGUAAUGUAUAGCCUCUAGCAUUUUAAAUUAUUUUUAUUUAUUAGAAAGAAAAUAUAUUUUUUCUUUUAUUUCAUUGUCAAGUAUUUUCCCUGAACAAUACAGCUGCAAAUGUGGCCAGACUCCAGGAAAAAAAAAUUAUAUACUCCUGCUCCUUCUUUCCAUGUCUUUGAGGAGAAUGAUGGUCACAACUCAAAGGAAAAUUGUAAUUUAGAGGGACAAAUAAUGUAUUUUAAAAGGUCCACUUUGUAUUUUAGUAAAUCAAAGAAGAAGAACACAAAAAAAGAAAGAAAGAAAGAGAGAAGAGUCUACUAUACUAGAAUGUUUCUUUCCUGGAAGAAGUGUAUUUUGUUUAGCAUUGACACCAGCUCUUAAUAAACUGAAGCAUAUUUAUUUUGAAAAAAGUGGGAAAGUCAUAUUUUUGUAGUAUUAACAUUCUUUUCAAAUUAUCUAUCUGUUUAUCACCAUAGUUACUACAGAUGUUCAUACACAGUAUCUUCCUCCCAGGUGAAUAUAGGAUUCAAUAUAACAUGAAUGGAUAAUAGUGGCAAUAAGGUAGCAAGCAACCAUGAGCAUAAAAUAAAAAAUACAACAUGUAAGUGAGAUGGUCAUGGUACCUUACAGAAGACUGCAGAUGUGAGGCUGCUUUUCUUCUAUGUUCCAUGUUGACUCAUAUCAGCAUAUUGCAAUGGAAAAUGGUCAACCAUGAAUACUUCAAGUUUCAGAGGGCUUUGAUCCAGGCCUGUAGCACAUGCAAAAAGAUAAGUAAUCAGAUCAUGAUAUUUUAAACUAUGAUCUAUGUUUAGCUGAAAAAAAGCUGCAGUUGGGCCUGAAUCACUCUCCCAUAAUGCAUCCUGAAAGGUGACGAAACUAAUUUCUGUACUGGAACUUGCCAAUGGCCUUUUGUAAAGGCCAAAUCCAGCCCCUCAAUCAAUACAUCCAGACAUUAGGUGAGCUCUAACUGUGAUGCAAAUACUGUGGUUCAGGCACUGCUUAUGCCAUGCUACAGCCAACUAAUUUCCGUCUUCCUUUUUUACAUGUUAGAAAUCAACUUUUAAUUUCCAAGCUUUGGGGACUCUGCCCAUAAAGGUAACACUAAAGCAAGCAUAAAUAUAGUAACAAAGAAUAAUGAAUGUAUUUAAUAUAACAUACAAUAGGCCUUUGGAAAAGCUGUCAACAGCUCAGUCAGCGUUUUUUUCACAAAAUGGCCGACAAGCUUCCUAGCCAUCAGACAAAAUUAUGGUGUUUCAUAUCUGUGCUGCAGUAUAUAGUCACCCUGGCAUUUGAGGCUCUAAAUAAUUUAGCACUUUUUCUGAUUUAAAUUAUCAAGCGCUGAUCUAGAUCAUGCUAGGGCAGAUGAUCUCCUGCAAAGAAAGGGGACGACAAUAGGCUGACAGAAAAAAUGACAUCACGUCCCACUAAAGCUAAUUUCAAGCUUUGUAAUUGUGCAAAGUUGUAAAAAUGCCGAGAUUAAACAUUCUGUGAUACUGUUAUCAUUAGAGUAAUAUCAGUGAAUCAAAUGAGUACUGAGCAGAUAAAGGUGUCCACUAUAUAACCCAAUAUUUUAAGCUAAAACUAUCUCAGCUUUAAUGUUUGUCUACUGGCUGAAGUACAAAUAUAUUCAUACUCACACCUAAUAGGCUUAAUUCCGGAGUGACUUCUUGGACUGUGACUACUUUGUCAUUAUGUUUUGUAGAAUUAGCUAUUCAAAAGCGGGGGGAAUAAGUAUUGUGAAUAUAUGGGAAAUUGGAUUGUCUAUCCAAAGUAUUUAUUUUACCACUUUCCUAAAAAUGAGCAAACAGUUUUAUUUACCCAUAUCACAAUACCCAAAACAAAAAGGUGGGCUCUAGCUUUGGGAGACAUUACCACUUGAAACCUAUGGGCAGCCUGCAAUUUGUAUUCAGGAUUUUGCAUUCAUUAAUUUUAAAGUGGGAAAGUCACAUUCCCACUUUAUUUCUUCAAAGGGCACAAUCCACCAAGAAUGUCUGUGAUGGUCCAGCUGUUAUUCCUGAUGGUUGCACAAAAGCACAGGGAUUGUGCCUCAGUCCGUGCUCCUUUUUCAUUCAUGAACUGCAAGUCAAGAUGCAAAAGUACAAUUGGCUUCAAUGUCAAGAAAUUUCAUUCAAUUUCAGUCAAAAUGUACUAAAUCUUUAGCCUGUUUGCUUUGAGAGCAGAACAUUGAAAAUUAUUAGAUUAACCUGUGUUUAUUUUUUUUUUAAGUUUAAUCAUUCAAUUUUUUAGAAAGGCCACAUUGUAUAAAGCAGAAACGUUUGUAACAGAAAAGGUGGACCAUUGCACUUAAAUUGUACACACACUUGCAACAGUAGUACACUUGCAACUCAGCAGUGUACAUCUGUUAUUCUGCAAAGUACUGGCCAAAAUAUCAAUCCAUAUGUAUUAAUAUGAUUAAUGGAAAUAUUUGUAUCCAUGCAAAGAGGACUGCAAAUUGGAAUUCUAACGGAAGCUUUCUUAUUUCCUUCUUUUGACUGCCAAGAGCACUGAAUAAAUUAAUAUGCUAGGACAGGACUAUGUAUAUUCUAAUACUUUGUGGGUUGAAGUGGGGGAAAGGGCAAAAUGUUCUACUGGGUGCAAGAUACAGAUUUCUGCUGCUGCUGCUUUAAAAAAUAAAGCAGCUCGUAUUGCGGUGAAGGAAUCUUGAAAGUGUGUGGGCAAUGCCUGCUGAAAUCUCACCCACUGGAGAGGUAGGCUGAAAUAGAUUUUCAGAUGUUGGGGGAGAGGCUUCAGUGCUCUGCACAGCUCCCUGCUCCACCACCCAUGACCAGCAAAAACAAAACAAAAUACUAUUCAAGACAAAUAUUGCAAAUUCAACUAUUCACAUUAAGAUAUUCUAUAGGAAAGGGGUCCUCCAUUUGCAUACUGCAUUAAAAAUCAGAGAGUUCAACUUUUUAUGGUGUAGAAUUUGGAUUGCCUGAACACAGAUUCUUAAUUUUUUUAGUCCCCGCGGCCCUGGAAGCCCAUUCAGUCAACAACCCAUAUCAAUCUCUGUGGCCAUGGCUGCACUUAUUCCGGUUCCAUGGCCAUAGGAAUUGCUGGCAGCCAUAUCCAUGGUGGUCCAUGCACAUUACGUUGUCCAUGUGAAUAUGAGGCAUUUGGGCUUCUCAUAUGAGGAAGACAAUUUCAUGUGUGAACCACAUGAGUUCAGACAAGGUCUCCAAGUAAUAUUGUUUUUGGAAAGUGUAUGAGAACAAGUUUAAUCUCUGUAAUUACAAGAGUAGAACAUGUUGAAAUUAAACACAGAUAAGAUAAGGUGGGAUAAGGACAAAUUCACAUGAGGGGGAUAUCCACCAGAAGGUGACUUCUCUGCACUUACCUAAUGGUGGGGAAUUAUAUGGCAACAGACUUCAUGAAUAGAUUCCUCAUGCUCUGAGCUGUCCUUACAGCUCCUUCCCCUUUUUUAUCCCUGUGGUGCAGAUGAAUGUAAUUGAGCCCAUCCAUGAGAGUGGGUUCUUCAGGGAUCUAAUGGCCUUGAAGAAUGCAUAACUCUUUAAUCAAUUUGACUAGAAAUAACACAGGAGAAAGGAAAGUCUACACACAACCACCUUUUAAUCAGUUGAAAAGCCAGAAAUUUAGGGCCUGUUCCCCCCCCCCCAUCAUUCUGAAGAAAUAAAAGGGGGGAAAGUGCCAAGCUUAACAUCAGGAUUGUUGUAAUAUUACAAGUAUAUAUGUGGAAAUAUUAAUACAAGGAAAAAAUAUUCAGGACUUCAAUGAAUGUGAUGAUUUAAAAAAUGACUUGCAUGUUCAUAAAACAUUAACCCUCCCCAAAACCAUUUAUUCCAAUACAAAACAUUCCAAAACCACUCCAACAGGAGAGCAAAUUGUAUGGCUAGAAUGAGACAUAAUGAAAUGCAGGUGAAUUGUCCAGUCAAAUAUCAUCACUUGCCACCUAUACUUUGACCACAGUCAAAUAUUGUCAAACAUUCAAAGCUCAAGUACACCCUUCUGCAAGUAGGAGUCUCACUUUAUUUGUUGCCUCACGGUGUCAUCCAAUACCAUAUGAACACAAGAACUUACUAGAUCGGGCCAAGUCCAUCUACUCUAGCAUCCUGUUUCCAACAGUGGCCAAAAAGAUGCUUCUAGGAAGCUCACAAGCAGGACAUAAAGGCAACAACUGUUUGCCCCCUAGCAACUAGUAUUCUGAGGUAUACUGUCUCUGAACCUGGAGGUUCCAUAUAGCUAUCUUGGCUAAUAGCCAUUGCAAGAUCUACCUUCCAAGAACUUGUCUAAUCUCCUUUUAAAGCCAGCUGGAGCAAUGGGCAUCAUCACAUCUUGUGGCAGCAAAUUUCAUUAAUUAUAUAUGGUGGGAAGUCACACUGGUUUAACCUAGUCUGUAUCUACCAGUCCAUUUCAUUGGAUGAUGCCAAGUUUUCAUGUUAUGAGGAAGGAAAAUGCAUCUCCAUACACCUUCCACAUAUCAUGCUUGGUUUUAUAAACCUCUAAAAUGUCCCGCAUUAUUCAUCUGUUUUUAUCAAAACUAAAAAGUCGAACACUUUAGCCUUAUAUGGAAGAUUCUCCAACCAUGUGACCAUUUUGGUUGCACUGUUUGGCACCUUUUCCAGAUCUACAGUAGAUAAUGUCAAGACAAAGGUCACUUGCUCCUCAGUGCUGUAAGGGUCUGCAUUACACAUGCACACACACAUAGGUCAGAAAUGCCCAGGAGUCAGGACUUUCCACUGACUCUACUGCAAUUUCUGUAGUGAGGAGGAGCCUUCACUUUAUCUGUGGUGACGUCAUGUUCAGCUUUUGGAAGAUGGAACUACUUAGACUUUUUUUUAAUCAAACAGUCCUUUUGUAAUUAGCAUAAUUCUGUUCUUUAUUACUGGAAUAAUCAACACAUACUUCAGCAGAAAUUGAUUAUUAUUUGGCAAUAUUUGACUGGUCAAAUGACAACCCUAGGCAUAUUUAAUCAAUUUGCUAUUGGCCCCUUGCUCCUUAAAAGAAUCAAAGCAACUAGACUGCUGAUUGAAAGGUGACCCACCAUAGUGCCAACUUUGAUACUGUCUUAACCAAAGCCCUGUACAGACAUCUGAAGUGUGCAUAAAUGAACACAGAGGAGGAAAUUAAGCUUCUGCCUGCUGCCCUGCCCACAUCUUCCAUACUUUCCAUACACUCAUGAUCUAUACUGUACAAAAAUGAAGAGUACCAACUGGGCAUACACAGCCUACAGAUCUCAUCUGCUGUGCCCCAAGGACCACAAAUACAUGGAGUCCUGCAAUCAUGAUACCAAAUUCUACCCCCUUCCACAAGUUCAUCUAUACACACUUGGAACAUCUGCACAGAGUGAAGGAGUUAAAGGCUACUUUAUGGAGAGGUUAGAGGUAAAAAAUCAGGGAACGGUAAAACCAAGUCUAAAUACGUUUUUUCUGUGCUUUGAGUUUUGUGGAAAUGGAAAAAAUGUACCAAUUUUGAAAUGUCACACAUACAAAAAUAUCAAAAGUUAUUUGAACAGAUGCGAAUGUUCAAUCAAAAUUCCAAUUCUUGUGACAAACAAUGAAGCUUUAUGAAUGAAAGUUCACAAAACUUGAGUUUCCUUCUUGCAUUGCUAACUCUUGAAAUUCAGAAUUCUGUCUGAAACACCAAUUGCUUGGCAGAAUUUAAGAUACAAGCUCUUAAUUGCCUUAAACAAGAUAUGAUGAUGACAACUACCGCAUGGCUUUAAUUAAUACAAGAUAAGCCAUUCAACAGUUGCAAACACAUGAUAGCUAAAAUGGAACCUCCAUAUUCAGAGGUAGUACACCUCUUAUAACUAGAUGCUGGGGCAAAACCCAACAUGGGAUGGCUAUUUUCAUUAUGUCCUGCUUGUGAGUUUCCCAGGUGAAUUGGCUUGGCCACUGUUGGAGAGACAGAGUGCUGAAUUAAAUGGACUAUUGGUCUGAUCUAGCAAAGCAAUUCUCAAGUUCUUAAGUGCACACUGUGCAAUUAACUUUCUAUACUUUUUUGUACUGUGACAUUCACAAUUGUGAUUCUGAAUUAAAACUGGUUUUUUAAAAAUCCCGUCAUUUUAACGCUAGGCUCUAAGCACUAGUAAGAAUCACUGGGGAAGAAACUGUUAUGCUCUCCUCUUCUAGGAUAUAUCAAAGAUUUAUCCACAGUAGACCUAGAUGAAAUAGCCACAAUGAUGAGGAAUGAAGUAGCCACAGCAAUUUGUUUUGAGAAACUUACAGGAGCACUACAAGAAAGAAGGGAAGUUUUGUCAGUCUGCCUCCCCCACCCAUCCUUGCCUACUUUGCCAAAUCCAUACCAGUUACUUAUGCAUUUCGCCCCAUCCUUAAGGCUCAAGCUCAGGGUAGAGAACAAAGCAAGCAGCAGCACGCAAGGGUGAAAGGUAUUCCCUCAAGCACACUAUAUAGCAGUGAUGCAGACGGCAAUUACAGAAAGCUUUCACUAUAUCUUUAAGGAAAUUUUGAAAACAGUAUUAAUCAGGUUUGGAAGCCCUUGAGAGGCAAACAUAAUAGAUAAACUUGAGGGCUUUAUUUGCAGAAACAGUGCUUAAAUACUUUGCAAUAAUAAGCUGCAGAAAUUGCCACAUGACAAGAGCAAUAAUUUACAAGUGGGUUAAUCAGCCAUGCUUUCAGAACUCAGCACUCAUGACACUGUCCAUUAUCCACAUUGUUCACUGCUAAAACGGUCAUGCCUCUUUAUAUGGUCUUCAGAGACAACCGUAGCAUCUGUUUAAGGGCUCCAUUUUGUGACAUGCAGCUGCCAGGGUCACCAGCCAUCCCAUAUUCUAAAGGAUCAUCCCCUACUCCAGAAUAUCAUAAUCCCAAAGACAACACAGAUGCACAUCCAUGUUAACCCGCAUGCACACAUACACAGUCAGCAAGGCUAGAUGAGCAGAGAUCCAGUCGUGCACACAGGGCUCUGUUUCCAUGCACUGAUCUCCCUGGAUUUAAAAAAACAACACCUGGGUUGCCCUUUCUUCUAUGUCAUACUUCCACAGAUUUCAAACUAUCGCCCUUAUUUCAGAGACUUUAGGUCAAAAGUGUCCCUUGGAAAUCUGAUCUGGCAACCCUACAUGCCCAGUAAAGCACUCUUAGGCCAACUUAGUUGCAUGAACUUUGAGAGGUCUCCUUCACUCAUUCACUGAUAAGUCCGUACUGAAGUGCCUCACUGGAGCAAGCAUAAGCAUUAGACCCUGGCAGCAAUGCAUUCUCUAUGCACUGAUCAUCCAAACAUGCUUCCAGUGGGUUUGUGUGUGUGUGUGUGUGUGUGUGUGUGUGUGUGUGUGUGUAUAUAUAUAUAUAUAUAUAUAUAUAUAUAUAUAUAUAUAUAUAUAUAUAUAUAUAGUUUUUUGACAGCUAUUGUUACAUAUUUCAUUUCCCAUAAACUCAUUUCCAUUCCAAUUACUUUCUGAUCUAGAGGCUUCCUAACCAGUUGGAGAAAACUGCAUAUACACCUAAUUUAAAAAUACAAUUUAAAAAGAGGUACAAAAAGAAAAUGCUAGAUUAGAAAAAUCAUUCAAAUGUUCAAAAAGUUAAAUUAGUAGACAUGACAAGAGUUGAUAUGCAAUUCUGGGCAUUUAUAUUCUCUUUCUGGAUCAUGCCCAGGGCAAACAGGUCUAAAACCUGCAAAUGUAAAAAUGUGUGCCAUGAUAGCCCUACAAAUAAGAUUUAGAAGUCCUGUGAACUGUCAAAAGUGGCCUAUCUAAUCUCCCCAUCCGUCUCCCACCCAACGGUGAAGCAAAUAAAGGAUCGUGACUUACAGAAGCAUCUGUCUUAGCCAGCUGUUUCUCCCAAAAGGUACAACUAAAAGAGUCUGGGGAAUUAACUCAAAGUUCAUCAAGAAAAAGGAGUGUGGCUUCAUCAUUUUUGUUUUCUUUUGUUGGCUAAGGAUUGGAGGGAGAGCGAGAGCGAGAGCGCAAAUGCUGGUGCUCAGAAAUGAUCUACCUGACUUUGUCAUAUGUAAUAUCCAGUGAAAAAUAUAUUGUCCUGUAAAAAGGGUUUGUACAUAACUUGUACAUGGUUUCAUUUUGUAUUUUUCUCAGAUUAAAAAUUUAUGUAUUUGUGUUCUAAAAACCAA